Messenger RNA from Dracunculus medinensis (Guinea worm), 3264 nucleotides. Lineage: Eukaryota; Metazoa; Nematoda; Chromadorea; Rhabditida; Dracunculidae. The record is from the annotation of a GenBank genome assembly.
AUGAUAACAUUUACUAAUAGAUUUUUUCUAUCAAUAGGUCCACCAAAAUUUGAAUAUCAAAGCGAUGAUGAAGUGUGGUUUCAAUGGCAAAAAUUUAGAUUUUUUUGGUUAAAAGAUGGCAAAAAACUGAAAAUAGAUGGUAAAAGGAUUGUGUGGCAAAAACCAGCGCAGAGUGGUACAAUUAUAUUUACCGAUGCCAAUUUAGAUGAUCAAGGAUAUUAUCAGUGCUUUGUGUCAAAUUUAUUCGGAACAGCUGUUUCUAAUAAAAUACACGUACGUAUGGGAGUACUGGAGCACUUUGUUCUUCGGCCACCGAAGAAAUUGAUUAUUGAAGAAGGUAAAAGUUUAACAAUACCAUGUAUUGCACCGCAUGGUACACCACCACCGACAGUUUUCUGGCUUUAUCGAGAUGCUUUGCAAACAAGUGUUAUUGAAACUAUUCGUCGGAAUCAUAUCACUGUUGAUGAGGAAGGCAUUGCAGUCGAAUUGCACGAUGGAAGGGCAAAUUUAAUUUAUCAGUGUGCAGUAUCAUCUUUAGUUCUACAUGGCGAGUAUCGGACUGGUGCGGCUGGGGUGGCCAUACACAAAUUGUACUUCAGUCCAGAAAAAGUUAAUAUCAAAGCUGGUUCCAGGUUAAAAUUAAUGUGUAUUUUCGGUGGAAGACCUAUGCCGACAAUUGCUUGGAGCAAAUUAGAUGGUGAACUGCCAAAAAAACGGAUGAAAGAUCUAAUGUCGCCCGAAUCUGAUUAUGGUAAAUCUUUGAUUAUCGAUAAUGUACAUCCAGAAGAUGCUGGUACUUAUGAAUGUCGGUCGCAGCAUUUAUUCCAUCAAAUGCAAGUUACUGUUACGGCUGCUCCGUUCUGGGAAUUCGGUCCGCCUGAAGACAUUGAUCAGCCAGAAGAAAAGACGGUGGAAAUUCGUUGUUUAGCAUCCGGUGCGCCAACACCAAUAAUUCAGUGGUUUAUGAACGGAAAGCCAUUACAUGAAAUUCCUGAUAAUGAUCGCCGAUUAAUAUUGGACAAUGGUCGAGUCCUUAGAAUACAUAAGCUUGAUCAUGAUAUUGAUACAGGGGUUUAUCAGUGUAAUGCUUCGAACCCUUUCGGAUAUGUUUAUGCAAACGCUUUUGUUAACGUUCGUGCAUAUGCACCUCGCUUCAAAAUGGCUGAUAAAAGGAUUUGGAAGAUUGUACGAAAAUCAACAGUGGAAAUGCCUUGUGAUGUAGAUGCCGCUCCAGAAGCAAUCAUACGAUGGGUCGAUGCUAAUGAUCAAUCUAUUGCUGUGAUACCUGGAAAAAUUCAGGUUAAACAGCGUGAACUCGACCAUUUACAGUUGUAUAAAAAUAAUACUUUACGAAUAAUACAAGUGAAUUCGGCCGAUGAAGGUCUUUAUUAUUGCAACGUUUCAAAUAAAUACGGUAUUAAUCGAGCUUUUAAUAAACUGCAGGUAUUUGACCCAACGCACUUCGUUCGAGUACCAGCACCGAAAAAGUUGACAGUAAAUGCUUAUGAAAACAUCGAGUUAUUUUGUGAAGCAGUUAUUGAUCCAAGGCUGAAUAGCGAAUAUAAAUGGUUACACAAUGGUGAAAUCAUAGAGGAAUCGGAACAUUUCAAGUUCAAAAAUUUCUCACUGGUGAUAGAGAAUGCAAGAGGUUGGCAUGCCGGUGAAAUAGAAUGUAUUGUAACAACCGAUGUCGAUGUAAAAACAUCUGGAAUGCAUCUAACAGUUCAAGGAAAUUAUGUACCGGCAUCACCGAUAGUCACCGAUGUAAAUUGUAAUGAAAGGCGAGCCACAAUCAAAUGGCGUCGACCUAAUGAUCAUGGAGAUCGUAUAACACAAUUUGUUGUGCAAAUGCAUACAGAUUUUGAAGAGGGAAAAUGGGAAACAGUGCUUGAAGAAUAUAAUGUAUUUGUGGAUUUUUAUCAAGCUGAUAUAACUCUCUCUCCCUGGGUAAAUUAUACGUUUCGCGUAAUAGCGAAAAAUUCACAUGGAGAAGGCGAACCUGGAUACAAGCCUAGGGCGAUAUGUAAUACUAAGGAAUCUUUUCCAUAUAUGAAUCCAACUCAUGUAAGAGCCGAAGGCACUCAACCGGACAAUUUGGUCAUUUACUGGAAACCCAUGGAUAAAUAUGAUUGGAAUGGUCCUGAUUUACAAUAUAUCGUUCGUUAUCGGCUAAAUGAACAAGGUGCCAAGUGGGAAGAAGCCCGAAUAGAAGACCCUUUAGCAAAUCACACAAUAAUUCGUGAACAACCGACCUUCCGUGAAUAUACAGUUCAAGUAGAAGCAAUAAAUCGAGUUGGUAUUUCUAUUACUGAACCAGUAAGCGUAAUUGGAUUUUCUGGAGAAGAUGGCAACAUGGCUCUUGUAGAGUGGAAACAUGUCGAAAGAAGUACGGUCCGAGGACAUUUUAAAGGAUAUUUGAUUGAAUAUUGGAAAAGCGAUGGUGAUAUGUUUUCCGAGAAGUUAAACGUUGAAAAUGAUAAAAAUUCGGUUGUUUUAAAAAAUCUUGCACCGAUUUCGAAUUAUACAGCCAAAAUUCAUACAAUAAAUGCUCGUUACAAAAGUGAAGCACCAUCAGUUAUAAUAUUUUUGACGCCUGAAGGAUGCAAAGCAAGAGCUGUCGGAUCAAAUACCAUGUUCAUAACUUGGGAAAAGCCUCGACAAGCAAACGGAAAUAUACGCGGCUACUUCUUAACAUUCGAAAAUUUACAUGCUGAAACUAUAGAGGAAACAUAUGUGCUGAAUCGUCAGAUGUAUUAUUUGCAUGAAGAAGCUGAGCCAGAUACUGGUUAUAAAAUUUCUGUUUGGGCUGAAACAUACGGAGGAGAAGGGCCGAAGGUAGUUCGACCUGUUAGAACAUGGCCUCUUAGAGAUCUUGAUCCACCAGUGUUGAAAGUUGAAGCAACGUCACCAACUACGUUAGCCAUUGAAUGGAUUCCAUUUAACGAAAGUGAGUGGGGAAUAUCUGGACCAACAUUUUUCGUUAAUUUCACCUCUACAGUUCAAUUUAUUGUAAUAAUGCGAUUUUAUUUCAUGCUUUCAGAAGAAGAUAUUUGGUCGCAAAGUGAACAUAUUAAUUUACCUUUCACAGAGAUAAUACUGAGAAAUCUUGAAGAAGAUACAUUGUACAGAAUACGAGGUAUUGCAAAAGAAAAAGAACGACAAAGUAUAUCGGAUGAGAUUAAAGUGAGAAGUUUGAGAAGAGUUACUAUAACGCAUCUAUCACAAGGUUCGUUAAUCAGUAAAUUCUAUGGCAUAAUUUCCUAG